This is a messenger RNA of Penicillium olsonii, 2688 nucleotides long. The record is from the annotation of a GenBank genome assembly. NCBI's taxonomy places the organism in Eukaryota, Fungi, Ascomycota, Eurotiomycetes, Eurotiales, Aspergillaceae.
AUGUCAUCCACAGCAGUGAUAUCUUCUCUGUCGUUUGAGCAAGAAUCGACAGGGUUUGGAAUCGGAAUAUCCAACCCUCGCAUCUCAUGGAGAUUCAAGACGGACCCGAACCCAAAAGACUGGGAGCAAACGGCAUACGACAUUGAGAUAACGCGCGAGCGCUGUUCGGAUACAGAAAGACAUCACGUUCAAAGUACAAACUCGGUCCUCGUACCAUGGCCGAGUCAACCUUUGAAGUCCCGCGAAACAGCUCAAGUCCGUGUUCGUGCCUAUGGCGGAACAGACUCAGUUCCAACCGAAUGGUCGAACUGGAGUACGAUUGAAUGUGGCUUGUUGGAUAGGAAAGACUGGAAGGCACGUGCCAUUACUGUUAGUGUAAAGCAACCUGAGGGUCCCUUGCGGCCUAUUCGCUUCCGGAAGACUUUCUCUUUUCCUUUUGGCUCAGUGCCACGGGCUCGUCUCUACAUCACCAGCCUGGGAGUUUUCCAGGCCUACAUCAAUGGUGUACCAGUGGGAGAUCAUUUCAUGGCCCCGGGUUGGACAAGCUAUCACCACCGGCUCAACUAUGAGAUGUUCGAUGUCUCAUCGCUCUUGCGUUACGGGGAGUCAAAUACGAUCGCCGUCGAAGUUGCCGAGGGCUGGUAUGCCACCCGUCUUGGGUUCCAUGGAGGUCGCCGGUAUGUCUACGGCGAUGAGAUGGCUUUGAUUGCUCAGUUGGAGAUGCAAACUGCGAACGGCGAUGAGCAUGUCGUGAUAUCGGAUGCAACUUGGAAAAGUCAUCAAUCCGCAAUCAUCAGCAGUGAACUUUAUGAUGGAGAAGUCUACAACGCGCUGGAAGAACAAAUCGGAUGGAACAACCACACUUUCAACGCUCCUUUCAACUCUGAGUCUUGGAGCUUCGUGCAAGAAACUGAUUUCCCCAAGGCAGAGCUCGUGCUAUCCAACGCUCCUCCGGUCAGAGUGACGCAGACGAUCAAGCCAACACAAAUCAUCACCACGCCUUCUAACAAGAAAAUUGUCGAUUUUGGCCAAAAUCUAGUCGGGCGUGCUCGCAUUCCCAAGCUGAACAUACCAAGCGGGGACUCAGUUAUCUUGACACACGCCGAAGUUCUGGAAAAUCAAGAGCUGGGCACUCGCCCUCUUCGCGUGGCGAAAUGCACUGACAAGGUGACAUCCGCAGGCGAUGAGCUCGACUGGGCUCCAAGAUUCUCAUUCCACGGAUUCCGAUAUGUGCAAGUUGACAAUUGGACUCCCACUUUGGGCAAUAUAGUAGCGGAAGUCAUGCACACCGAUCUCACUCGCACAGGCUGGUUUGAUUGCUCCCAUGCAAUGAUCAAUCAGCUUCAUGAAAAUGCUACAUGGUCCAUGCGAGGCAACUUUUUGUCAAUCCCGACUGACUGCCCCCAAAGAGAUGAGCGUCUUGGCUGGACUGGAGAUAUUCAAGUUUUCGCACCUUCUGCCAGCUUCUUGUACAAUACGUCUGGUAUGCUGGGGGACUGGCUGAAGGACCUCUCCUCGGAGCAGCUCGAGAAUGCUAAUGCAGUUCCUCCUCUUGUCGUCCCCAAUGUGAUUUCUGAAGAAUUUUGGCCCACUUUCCCUCAGGCUAUAUGGGACGAUGUCACCAUUCUCCUUCCCUGGACUCUAUACCAAAACUACGGUGACAUCGAUAUCCUUCGAAAGCAGUAUCCUAGCAUGACAGGGUGGCUGGACCGAGGUGUUCAGCGCGGGCCAGAUCGUCUCUGGGAUGACAAUCUUUUCCAACUUGGAGAUUGGCUCGAUCCUACCGCACCGCCAGAUCAGCCAGGAAAUGCCCGGACAGACGGGACACUCGUGGCCGAUGCAUACCUCGUGCAUGUCACUAGAGUACUAGGAGAUAUCAGCACCAUCUUAGGGGAAUUGGCAGACGAAACCCGGUAUAAAACGGAAUAUCACAAGCUGAAACUCCGAUUCCAGGAGAAGUACGUUUCUCAAGAAGGCUGGCUGGUUGGAGACACACAAACAGCACUUGCUCUUGUCUUGGUAUUUGACCUUCUUGAUGAUGCAGACCAGAUAGCAGCAGCUGGUGCACGCCUCGCACGAUCGGUGCGAAAAUCCAAGUUCCAGGUUUCAACUGGCUUCGCGGGGACGCCGCUUAUAACGCAUGCUUUGACGCGAUCGGGUCACCCACAACUAGCAUAUCGCAUGUUGCAGGAGAAAAACUGCCCUUCGUGGAUGUAUCCAAUCACAAUGGGUGCUACAACGAUCUGGGAGCGUUGGGAUAGCAUGCUCCCCGAUGGGUCGAUUAACCCUGGGGAAAUGACUAGCUUCAAUCAUUAUGCCCUGGGAUCAAUCAUCAAUUGGCUUCAUAAGACCGUUGCUGGUGUGAGCCCGUUGGAGCCUGGGUGGCGACAUAUCCUUGUACAGCCUGUCCCUGGGGGUACGGUGACUUCCGCCCAGGCUAUUCAUGAGACGCCCUACGGGCGACUUGAGUGUAGGUGGGAGGUUCGGGAGGGCAACGAGUUCCAUCUGGAGCUGAUCGUACCUCCGAACUCGAAGGCACGGAUUGUUUUACCAGGUGAUUCUGGAGAUGAUUCUCGGUGGAGGAGAUCAGGGCGACAUGAAUUUAGUACGAGAUUUGAUAGUCAGGCUGGUUGGCCUCCCAAGGCACUUUUGCCUCCUAUGUUUGAGGCCGAGGACACUUUUGUUUGA